Molecule: messenger RNA, 1145 nt
Organism: Trichomonas vaginalis G3
Lineage: Eukaryota; Parabasalia; Trichomonadida; Trichomonadidae
Product: organellar and viral DNA polymerase type B
Exons: 1
Source: RefSeq, a predicted model, not a curated record
AUGACUAUUGCUGCAUAUGCGUAUGAAACAAAUGAAGCAAGAAGAGCACAUGAACUAGUAAAUGAAAACUCAACUUUAACAGUGGAAGGCAAUGAUUUAGUCAUUGACGAUGGAAAAACUAAAAAAGUCAUUGAUUUCGAUACUUUUAACACUUAUGACCCAUUCAUUACAACAAGCAAGGUUCCCAUCAUAAAUGAUGGAACGGUGCAAUAUAUAAAUUCAACAGUAGAUGCCUCAUUAGUGAAAGUACUGAAUGUUCUCAUUGAAUUGUUAAAGAGCUUCCGAUUUGACGACAACAUUAAAUGCUUAACGAAUUUAGUCAUGAAUGAGAAACAAAUUCUCGGCGUUGCUGGUAGCAGUAAUGAUGUACACCUUAUGACAUUAGAAUAUUAUAACGAACAUAAAGAUGAACUGAAAGGAGAGAAGGGUGACACUGGAGCUCAAGGACCACAAGGACCACAAGGACCUCAAGGCGAAAACGGUUUGGAUGGUGAAGAUGGAAAGGAUGGAAAAACUGCUAAAUCAUGGAUAUGGAACCUUAUAAAUACUGGUUUAACAGCUGGUUCAUAUGGAGUUCUUCAAUACCAAAUCGGAAAGAUAUGGGCUGUACUUGGUGAAGAAGCUUUAGAUGACGUCAAAGAUGCUUUGAACUUCAUUUCAAAUGGUUCGGAUACUAUUAAAACUUUAUCUGGUUGGAUGCAAGAAACAAGGAGUCAAAUAGAUACUGUAAGACGUAUAGCAAACAAUGCACGUACGGGAUUGGAUACUUUACGAGAAGCACAAAAUACACUAAAGGAAGCAAAUGAUAUUCUUGGCUCAGUAUCAGACAUGCAUGAAGAUUGGCUUAAAGGUAUUGACAAAUCUUUAAAAAAUCACAGUCAGUCUAUUGCUGACUACAAGAAAAGUAUAGAUUUUUUACAUAGUGCUAUGGACGUACAUGAUGGAAGCAUAAGGAACUUACUUAAUGCUAACAAUAACUUACCAGGAACUAUUAAAGCAUUUAUAAAGUCCUUUGUAAAACCUGGUGCUCUAACAUUUAGGUCUUUGAGAGCAAGAGCAUUGAAGUCAAGAGAUGCAGAAACUCCAACAGAACCUACAGAAGGAACUGAAACAACAGAAACUCCAGAAGAACCACCAAAACCAAC